Molecule: messenger RNA, 5232 nt
Organism: Blepharisma stoltei
Lineage: Eukaryota; Ciliophora; Heterotrichea; Heterotrichida; Blepharismidae
Source: the annotation of a GenBank genome assembly
AUGGAAGAGCCUACAUCUCCAUCUCAAGAAGAUCCUGAUCAAAACUCAGGCCAUAUCACAAUAGAAGACCCAUCAAAAUCUGCAAACCCUAAUGACCACCCUCAUGGCUUUUCCGCUGAAAACAUUUCUUCCAAAAAACCAAAAAUUGAAAUCCCUACACCUCAAGAAACCGAAAACUUAGAAGAAGAAAAGAGCCCAAACUACGAAAUCAAAUUUUCCAAUGAUAAAGGCGAAGGAGGGGAAGGCCACGACUCAUUUAUUUCAGACCAUGAAGGCCGAAAAGCAAGCUUAGGCAGCUCAAUAAACCUUGAUGACCUUCGAGAAAAAGAUUUAAUUUCAACAGAAGAAAUGGAAAGAGCUAUUAUUGAGCGCUGCAAAGAAGAACACUGCUUAUAUGAAGACGAAGAUUUCCCUGCAGCUCCUACUUCUCUAUAUAAUGAUCCUGACAAUAUUCCAGAAUAUGAUCGUGGGAUGGGCUGCGAAACUUGGGUAAGACCAAAAGAUAUAGCUGACAACCCUGUGCUUUUUGCGAAUGGAAUUUCUCCAGGAGAUAUACAACAAGGAUCUCUUGGUGACUGCUGGUUUAUGGGCUCGCUGUGCUGUCUAGCGAUUUAUCCUAACUCACCCCUCUGUGAGCGAGCAAAACCAUUGGAAAAAGCCUUUUUUUUUGGCAAACCCAACCUUAGCAAACAAAAAUUUUUUAUGAAAAAAUUUUGAUACAUAAGUGAUAAUUAGUAUAUAUAGCAAUUUAAACAUUAAUUACAAAUAUUUGCUUUCCAAUUGGGGAAUUGUUCUAAUUUCAAAACAAAAAAAUUUAUAAAUUGAAAAAAAAAAAUUAACUACUUCCAUGAGCGAACAAAAUUUUUUGUUCGCUUAUGGGGGUGGAGAGUAAGUUACUAGAAAGGCUCUUUGUUAACACUGAAUUCAUGCUGGAAUAUGGUUUCGUCACUUGCCAGUUCUUUAAAAAUGGCGAAUGAAAGCAAGUGAUUAUUGAUACAAGAAUCCCUUACAACUCCAUAAAUAAAAUGGUGACGUUGACAGAAAUUGGCCUCCGAGGCUCAUUCUCUAUAAAAUAGAUUGGACCCAUUCUGAUGAAGCUGAAAACAGGGCCUCUGCUCCUUUUUAAAGUAGGCCUUUAUGCUCGAUAAGCCUUGCCGAAGAUGGAAAUUUUGUUUCUCUUCGAGGCUUUCCUGUCCCUACCAGAUGGGCUAGCCAGAUUUUGCCUCUCACAUUUUCUUCGUCUAUCGGGACUAUCGGACCACACUACAGUGGGUGGCUCUAUCCUAGGGAGCUGAUCCUUAGGCUAGGCAAGUUUCGCCAGAAAAUUGAAGAGGGUGGAAUUUUGGCUGGGCCUUACACCAUUACAUUCAGAUAUAUAGAAAUUGCCCGAGGAUGGCGCUAUAUUGCGCCAUCCUCGGGCAAUUGGAGACACGACUCCACACGGGAAUUGUGUUCCACGUGUGGAGCCAUUUUUCCACGUGGGAAAAUAUGGAUUCCACACGUGGAAAAAUGGCUCCACACGUGGAAUACGGUUCCCGUGUGGAGCCAAUUUUCGCUUGCCCUAGGAUGGCGCCAUAUAGCGCCAUCCUAGGGCAAAUCCUAUAUAUACACCCAGCUUAGGUUACCUUUCCUGGAGUCAAGGUAGUCCAUCUAGUGGUAUCCCGCUUAUGGCAUACUUAUUAAAAUAGCGACGGCGACCUUGUGGAAGGGAAUUUGGCGCUCGGUAUAGGUAUCCAGCUAGGUUUUUCCUUGGCACAGUGGAGCGCAAUGUCGAAUUUGGUCGGCCGCAGUUCACUCUGAUGGCAAGGUUUUCACCUCAGGGGAAAUGGAUUCCAAGGUUGGAAAGGAGAAGCUCAGCAGCACCAAUGAGGUUCCUCUUGGCCCAUCGGGCAACUCUCUAGCGUGAAGCUGGGGGUUACGUCCCAGGCUUUGGAUUUUCAUUUUGGCCGUGAGUCUGACCAGAAAAUUUGUUUUUUCAAAUUUUCCGAAUUAACAACUCUGUUGGCGUACGGUAUGGUGGCGAAACUCAUCCAACUUCGGGUAGCGAGUGCACAUCCUCGUCCAGAAGGAGUAACACUUUAGAAGGCCGUGGUCGGUCGGUGGUGAGCAGCCGAGUGGAGCGUAACGGGUGGAGGUAGGGCCCUUAAGUGGAACUUUUCUAUAUUUAAGUUAAUGUUAAUGUUAAGGUAUCCCGCUUAUGGCUAUAUAAAUCUAACCUUUACAACUCCAAUUAUGGAGCACCUAUUUAUGCACACUGCAAAGACCCCAACGAAAUGUGGCUCCCGCUAAUAGAAAAAGCUUAUGCAAAACUGCAUAGGACAUACGAAAAUUUAAACGGCGGCAAAAUGGCUGAAGCCUUGGUAGACUUAACAGGCGAAGCCAGCGAAAAAUUCAACCUAAAAGACCCAGACACAGCUUCACUGCUUGAGGGUGAUGAAUUUUGAAAUAGUUUGUUAAGGUAUUUUAAACAAGGAUGCUUGCUUGGCUGCAGCAACUCACUGAAAGAAAAAGAAGGAGAAAACGGAGAAGAAAUGGGAAAUGAUGGAAUUUGGAGCAACCACGCUUAUGGAAUUAUGGACGUUAGAGAUAUCCCCAAGCCUCAGCCAUUGAAACUGAUAAGAAUCAGAAAUCCAUGGGGUGAAGGAGAAUGGAAAGGAACCUUUGCUGACGAAGAUGAAGAAUGGGAUAAACAUAGAGGACUUAAAGACGAGCUUAAUUAUGAGUUUGGAAAAGAUGGAACUUGGUGGAUGGCUUAUGAUGACUGGAAAAAACAUUUUAAUAGGCUCUAUGUAUGCAGGAUGUUCCCAGAAAAAUGGCAGAAAUAUUCAAUUGAUGGGAAAUGGGAAGGAAAAACAGCUGGAGGACCGCCUCCAAUACAAAUUGAUAGAGAUGAAGAACUAGCCCAGCAUAUAAAAAUGGAUAGUGAUGAUAAAUGGUUUAACAACCCACAGUAUAGGGUUACUGUAAAGAAAAAAACUCAUGUGUUUAUAUCAUUAAUGCAAGCUGACCAAAAGCUGUCAGAAAAACCUUAUCUGCCUUGCAAUUUCCUGGUAAUCAAAACCAUUGAUAAGAAAAACCGAAUCUGGGAAAAAGACCAAGACGACGUAGUCGCUUCAGCUGCAGAAGGACUUCAAAGGUUCGCUCAAAGAGAAAUCACAAAAGAUCUUGUAUUAGAGCCUCCUGAAGGUAAAAAAGAAGCCCACUAUAUAAUAGUUCCAUAUUUAGAAAUUGAUGGAAAAAAACUUGAAGCUGAGACCUCCAAAAAAUCCAAAGGGAGAAUGUUUUGGCUAACUCCCCCCCAUCCUUGAUCGAACGAUUGACUGUAAAAAUUCCUAAAAAUUGGGAAAUUAACCCCCAUCCUUGAUCGAACGAUUUUCAUAUCAUGACAAUUUUUAUAUAAAAAUAUAUUAGUUAUCAAAAGCUUGGGAAGAUGUGCAUAAUUAAGUUGUUUUUAGAGACUUUGAGACGACAGAAAGCUUCGAAAUAAACCAUCCGAAGUGAUUUACUCAUCAGCCUAGGCUUAAAAACUCAAUAAUCUAAUAAAAUAGAGAUUCUUUAAAAUUUUUAAAAAAAAAAUUUAGUUUAAUAAGGAACAAAUUAAAAAUUUAUACAGUUUAAAAGGGUGACUAAUAAAUCAAAAUAUUAAAAAUUGAAUUUUUAUGAAAUUAAUUUAAUUUUUUUGCUGUAAAAAUAAAUUAUUAAAUACUCUUAACCCUCUUAUUCAAAAGUAAAUAAAAAAAAUAUAUAUAUAUAUAUUUUUUUAUUUUAUAUAUAAAAUUUUUUUCCCAAAAAUUUUUUUUUAACCCCCAUCCUUGAUCGAACGAUGGUGGGUCGUUCGAUCAAGGAUGGGGGGAGUAAGACUUUUUUCAAGCCAAUCAAUAGAAGUUCUAGAGUUACCAGAAACUUAUGAAAUCAUUGAGAAAGGAGAAUGGGCUGAAAAAACUGCUGGAGGAAGACGAACGCUUAGAAAUGGACGUGAUAAUCCAUUAUGGUGCAUAAAUCCUCAAUAUUUUUUAAAAGUCGAAACGACAACCCUAUUAAAAAUUAUUUUAAGAAAAACUGGGAAAUUCAGACAAGCUAAAGGAUUUACUGUAGGGAUGGUCUUAUGCCAUGCACCUGUAAGGGCAAAUACCAAAAAAAAUCUAAACAUGGGGACGAGAGGAAAAACACAAGUACAAGUCGCUGAUAGAGAUAUACCGGAAUAUGAAAGAGAAAGGAAGCUGCAGAUACUUGGAAAUGAAUGGUUUAUUGAGAGCCAUUAUCAGUAUGAUGAUUUUUCUUGCAUUUAUGAAAAGCUUGAGCCACAUCAUGGGCCAUAUUUAAUUGUUCCUUCGCUUAGCCAAGAAAAUAUUCAAGCUUUAUACUCUUUGACAAUUUACAGCAACUAUCCAGUGACAAUUGAAAGGCUGCAGGACUCAAAAAAUGUAGUCCUUUCAGGAGAAUGGAAAAAAGGAAACUCAGGAGGAUGCCAUUUGUAUGAGAGACCUUAUGCUAACCAAUUGGAAAAUCUUACCUGGGGAAAUAAUCCUAACUCUCCCCUCCGUGAGUGAGCAAAACCAUUAGAAAAUCGCUAUUUUUUGCCCAAAAACCCACCCUCCGUGAGUGAACAAAAAUUUUUUUGAUAGAAAAAUUUUGAUAUAUAAGUGAUAAUUAGUAUAAUGAAAUUUCGAGCUAAUUCUGUUUAAUUUUAAACAAAUUGCGUUUUUAAAACAUAAAUUUUACAAAUUAAAUUAAUAUUUGCCUUCCAAUUUUCGAGAAGUGGGAUUUUUUAAAAUUUCGAAAAAUAAUUUUUUCUAUAAAAUUUAUAUAUAAAUUUUUUUUAAAAAAAAAUUAGCACCUCUUUGAGUGAACAAAAUCUUUUUGCUCACGGAGUGGGGGAGUAAAUAUUUACUCAAAUUCUCAGGGAAUAACCCAAUUAGUGCUAAAAUCACAUUAAGCCGCCCAGAACGCUUAUGGAGCAGCAAAAUUGCAAGAAAAUCAGUCGGCUGUAUGAUGGCUCUAUAUUUAUUUGAUGGGAUCAUGACAAAACCUCAGCAAGAAAGAUGACUGAGAAAGCCUGAGUUUAUGCCACUGAAUGAAAUAGUAGAAAUUUUAGAUGAGCCAAACCCUAGUCCAAGUGGAUACAUGCUGAUGCCUACAACUUAUGAGAGCGGCAUGAAUGGACCAUUUGUAUUAUCAGUUUCUUCAGAAAAUGAUUUUACUCUGACUGAGAUCGUCGAGCAAGUUCAAUAA